Messenger RNA from Hyla sarda, 2160 nucleotides. RefSeq names its product keratin, type I cytoskeletal 19-like. The transcript is spliced from 8 exons. NCBI's taxonomy places the organism in Eukaryota, Metazoa, Chordata, Amphibia, Anura, Hylidae. The record is from RefSeq and is a predicted model, not a curated record. Gene Ontology annotation, molecular function: structural molecule activity. The coding region runs from base 213 to 1748 and encodes 511 amino acids.
AAUUGAAGUCAACGGGGUGGGUCAUAAGUUUACUUUUUUGCCAUUUGAUCUAAUUGAAAUAAUUAGGCUUAAAAGAGAAUUACAACUGAUGACAGCCAUUGCUCGAUAUGAGUAUUCCCUCUGAUGAUCCGAAAAUAGCCAAAUAGACUUAAUUUAGGUCAUUUUGAGAAAUGUGCUGACAACAAGAAAGGACUGAGAAUCGGAAUAAUUGUAUGGAAAUUACACAUCCAUUUUUACGCCCCAAAGUAUUCACAGUAUAUAAAAAGGAGGCCCAUAUGUUACAAAUCAUCAACGUCUCUUCCAAAGAAGAUACACUGAGAUCGAACCAAGUUCAACAAUCCAUCUUUAUCAACAUGAGUCACAGCCAGCACAAGCAGACCCAUUCUCUUUCUGGACACUUCAAGCCAAGUGUUCAUCUUAGCAGUCACUCUCCCAAACUUCCCAGCCAUAUGUCUUCAAGUCAUCAUGGAGGUUCCCAUUAUGGAGGAUACCAUAAGGUUCAUCAUAUAUCUCAUAAUUCUCAUAGUGGACCCAUCAAGCCACUUGUCUUUUCCAAACAUUCUUCUUUGAGCCAUGGAAGCAGCUAUGGAAGUGGACACAGUAGCCAUAAUCAUGAAAGCCAUUUUAACAACAUUGGGAGCCAUGGUGGUUGGAAGACUGAGGGAUUUUUCAGCGUCAAUGAGAAGGAAACAAUGCAACUUCUGAAUGACCGUCUUGCUACCUAUCUUGAAAAGGUCCGUUCUCUAGAACAAGAAAAUACUCAACUUGAGAAGAAGAUCUGUGAAUGGUAUGAGAAAAAUGCUCAUACAUCACUGCCCGAUUUCCAACAUUACUACAAGACCAUUGCGGAACUUCAAAAUAAGAUAACAGCAGCCUCUGUGGAAAAUUCAAAGAUUGUCCUUCAGAUUGAUAAUGCAAGACUAGCGGCUGAUGACUUCAAGAACAAAUACGAAAUGGAGGUUAGAUUGAGAAACUUUGUUGAGACGGACUUGAAUGGAUUACGCAAAGUUCUUGAAGGCUUAUGCAUAGAAAGGGCAGAUCUGGAGAUGCAACUUCAAAGUUUGCAGGAUGAAUUGCUUCAGAUGAAGAAACAUCAAGAAGAGGACCUCACUGCUCUGCGCAACCAGCUGGGAGCCAGGAUCAAUGUGCAAGUGGAUGCCGCACCAUCUGUAGACCUCAACAGAGUCUUAUCUGAAAUUCGAGAGCAAUAUGAAAACUUGAUGGACAGGAACCUCAAGGAGGUUGAGAGCAUGUUCAUUGCUAGGAGUGAAGAACUGAACCGCCAGGUGGCUUCUGGGUCUGAACAACUGCAGACAGUGCAAACGGAAGUCCUUGACCUUAAGCGUUGCCUGCAGACACUGGAGAUUGAACUGCAAAGUCAACUUAGCAUGAAAUCAGCUCUCGAGUGCUCCUUGGCAGAGACUGAAGCAACAUUUGGCAACCAGCUUUCCCAUUUACAAAGCCUUAUCGACAAUGUAGAAAAUCAGCUCUCAAAGAUCCGCUCAGAACUGGAACGCCAGAUCCAUGAGUACAAGAUUCUUAUGGACCAAACUACCUACCUAGAGAUGGAGAUCACCACAUACAAAAGACUGCUUGAAGAACAGGACCUCCACAUGCCAGAGCAGCGCCAUCAGGAAAACAUGAACAAAGAUAUAUCACUUAACCUCCCAAGACAUCAUGAAAAACAUCAAGAUUCUGACCAUGGAAAACCCCACCAAACCAAGGAACAUGGUCACCAAGCCAAGUGAUUAUCUAAUCAUCAGGACCCAAUACAGUGUUGACUGAAGAUGGAAUUUAUUUCUAUGAGCUUUAGAUAUCCAUUUAUAAUGGAGAUCAGCAUUUAUUUGUAGUAUGACUAUAGGGUGAGUUUUACUGGUUUGGGGCCUUGGGGAAUAAAGUGGAAAGUUGGCAAAGGGAAACCAUUCCUCUCAAUAUCCAGUGUGAUGUCUACUUACUUAUUUCAAUAAGAUUUCUUAAGCGCUUAUCAUUUAAAAGGCAAUAUCAAUAAUAAAUCCACUGGACAAGACUUACAGUAGUUAUGUUAUUCUAUGCUAGUAAAUUGACUUGCUUCAUUGGCAUUGUUGAAGGGGUACUCCGGCGCUUAGACAUCUUAUCCCCUAUCCAAAGGAUAGGGGAUAAGAUGCCUGAUCGCUGGGGUCC